Messenger RNA from Peronospora matthiolae, 537 nucleotides. The record is from the annotation of a GenBank genome assembly. Lineage: Eukaryota; Oomycota; Peronosporomycetes; Peronosporales; Peronosporaceae.
AUGUCCGAUCCAGCCCACCCGGAUCAGGUAACUCCUCCUGCUUCAGGAUCGGGGCCCCUCGGAUCGCUCUCUGGUAUACCAACUUCGCAUUUCGGAACCUCGACGCCUACCAGUCCUGCGAUCUCAGACGUCUCCACCGUGCCGGUGACCGCGUGUGAUCGCUCGGCUGUGGUGACGUCGGCCCAGAUGGAGGAAAGCUCUGGUUGGUUUUCCAUCUCGAUCCCUCUGUCGCGAUCCUCUUCGAUCUUCGCUCCGGACAGGACCUCAGCCGGCCAAAACGUCCCAACUCCGGAUCCGAGUGAGCCCAUCUUGCUCCCAAGUACUCGAAUCGAAGCCUCGGGUUCGGUCGAUCAAGCCGCGCUUAACGCAGCGAUUGAUUUGCUUUACCUUCGCCUGAACCUCCAACAGACUGUCGUGGAUCGGAACCAUAGCAUGGAGGCUGCUUUGGAGCAGCAGAUGAUCCAGAAUCGCCAGCUGAAUGAGGACCUUCAGGAGCUCCGCACCUCCGCGUCCCCUUUCGUUUAUUCGUCCAAUUGA